Oncorhynchus nerka (sockeye salmon) is the source of this 4613-nucleotide messenger RNA. RefSeq names its product maturin-like. Bases 376 to 777 code for a protein of 133 amino acids. NCBI's taxonomy places the organism in Eukaryota, Metazoa, Chordata, Actinopteri, Salmoniformes, Salmonidae. Gene Ontology annotation, cellular component: cytoplasm. The record is from RefSeq and is a predicted model, not a curated record. The transcript has 3 exons. Gene Ontology annotation, biological process: positive regulation of megakaryocyte differentiation; regulation of signaling.
GGCCCUGUGCGUAACGUGUGUAGGCUAUGCAGACCCAGAACCGACAGCGUCCCGCUGAUCUCAUCGGUUAACGGACUAAAGAAAUGAUGAGGGCUUGAGAAAACACCGUAUCGUUACCAAAUACCGUGACGGAAGUGUAAUGCAACAGUGAAGAUAUCUGGUCGCUCUCGCCAUGCGGAUGGCGCGUUAGGUGAAACUGUAAGCUAAUGUAUGUCCGGUCAGCUGUUUUUAUUCACCGAGAGACAGCAGCAUCACCGGGACGUGUGCACGAGACCACAGACUAGCCUAUACCGGCGAUCCGGACCCCCACAAACGGGCAGGACUAACGGAGAGGAGGACGCGGAGAGAGAAAAUAAAAGAGUGUGAGAGAGAGAGAUGGAGUUUAAGCAGCUGGUGGAGGUGGCGGAGAAGUGGUGUUCAUCGGUUCCGUUCGAUCUGAUCUUCGCGGAGGAGGAUGACGAGAGAAGACUGGACUUCUACGCAGAACCGGGAAUCUCUUUCUACGUCCUUUGUCCGGAUAACAUGACGGGAGGGAUUGUGCAUUUCCAUGUAUGGAGUGAGAGUGAGGACUGCCUGCCAUUCCUCCAGGUAGCUCAGGACUACAUCACUUCCUGUGGAAAGAAAACACUUCUAGAGGUCCUGGACAAAGUGUUCACUUCCUUUAGACCUUUGCUGGGUCUACCGGACAUAGAUGAUGAGACGUUUGAGCAGUACCAUGCAGGCAUGGAGGAGGAACCAGAGGCAGACCACCAGCAAAUGGGAGUCAGCCAGCAGUGAUGCCCACAGAUGAGGUGUCCAGUAGGGCUACAAUAACUACCCAUUCCCCUGGUCUCAUUACCUACAACAAUACACAGGCCCAACGCCCCUGUAGCGACUAUAAACAGUCAUAAUGUAUACUCACACACACACACACACACAGGACAGCCUGCUUCUCAAAAGCUUUGCUCCCCAGAUUGUGCACUCCCUGACUCCCUCCCACACACACACACACACACACACACACACACACACACACACACACACUAGAGGUCGACCGAUUAAUCGGAAUGGCCGAUUAAUUAGGGCCGAUUUCAAGAUUUCAUAACAAUCGGAAAUCGGUAUUUAUGGGCGCCGAUUUGCCAAUUAAAACAAAUAUUUUAUUUAUUUAUUUAUAUAUACCUUUAUUUAACUAGGCAAGUAAGUUAAGAACACAUUCUUAUUUUCAAUGACGGCCUAGGAACGGUGGGUUAACUGCCUCGUUCAGGGGCACGACGACAGCUCGGGGGAUCCAAUCUUGCAACCUUACAGUUAACUAGUCCAAUGCAAUAACGACCUGCCUCUCUCUCGUUGCACUCCACAAGGAGACUGUUGUGUGAAUGCAGUAAGCCAAGGUAAGUUGCUAGCUAGCAUUAAACUUAUCUUAUAAAAAACAAUCAAUCAUAAUCACUAGUGAACUACACAUGGUUGAUGAUAUUACUAGAUAUUAUCUAGCAUGUCCUGCGUUGCAUAUAAUCAGACUGAGCAUACAAGCAUACAAGUAUCUAAGUAUUUGACUGAGCGGUGGUAGGCAGAAGCAGGCGCGUAAACAUGAAUUCAAACAGCACUUUAGUGCGUUUUUCCAGCAGCUCUUCGUUGUGCGUCAAGCAUUGCGCUGUUUAUGACUUCAAGCCUAUCAACUCCCAAGAUGAGGCUGGUGUAACCGAAGUGAAAUGGCUAGCUAGUUAGCGGGGUGCGCGCUAAUAGCGUUUCAAACGUCACUCGGUCUGAGCCUUCUAGUAGUUGUUCCCCUUGCUCUGCAUGGGUAACCCUGCAUCGAUGGUGGCUGUUGUCGUUGUGUUUCUGGUUCGAGCCCAGGGAGGAGGGAGGAAAGGGACGGAAGCUAUACUGUUGCACUGGCAAUACUAAAGUGCCUAUAAGAACAUCCAAUAGUCAAAGGUUAAUGAAAUACAAAUGGUAUAGAGGGAAAUAGUCCUAUAAUUCCUAUAAUAACUACAACCUAAAACUUCUUACCUGGGAAUAGUGAAGACUCAUGUUAAAAGGAACCACCAGCUUUCAUAUGUUCUCAUGUUCUGAGCAAGGAACUUAAACGUUAGCUUUCUUACAUAGCACAUAUUGCACUUUUACUUUCUUCUCCAACACUUUGUUUUUGCAUUAUUUAAACCAAAUUGAACAUGUUUCAUUAUUUACUUGUGGCUAAAUUGAUUUUAUUGGUGUAUUAUAUUAAUUUAAAAUAAGUGUUCAUUCAGUAUUGUUGUAAUUGUCAUUAUUAAAAAUACAUUUUUUUUUAAACGGCUGAUUAGUCAGUAUCGGCUUUUUUGGUCCACCAAUAAUCGGUAUCGGCGUUGAAAAAUCAUAAUCAGUCGACCUCUAACACACAAACACACACACACAGCCGUGCCCCAGCCAUGCCAUAGAACUAGAUUAUUAUGACCAAUCACAACAGACAGCAGUUAUACAUAUAGUAGACUACAACAUGACUAGAGUUACUAUUACUAACCACCUGCAGGCUGGUUCUAGCAUGGUAAAUACAUCACUCCCCAAGCCUUCUCAGCACCCCCCCCCCCCCCCCCCCCCAGCCAGGCCACCAGGACCUACAGAGAACUGUCAGUGUCAACCAUGUAACACCGUACUGUAACACCGUACCGUAACCAUCCACUGUACCACACAAUGUUAACCAGCGCAUUGCUAUGUCCUUGUAACAAUGUCAGCGGUGAAAGUAGAGGGAGGAAUAGAACAGAAUUAUAAUCCUACGGUAGAAACUGUUCCAUGUGUACUGCUGUGAGGUCGGCCAAAUGCUGCUCUAUCUAUAUGUGUGUGUGUGUGUGUGUGUGUGUGUGUGCACCACCAUCAGUGCACUGCUUUGCUUUUACUUUCCCCACGGCCCUGAAGUCGUAGGAUGAAGUUGUGAUCACAGGGGCAAGGUAAACUGAUCCUGGAUCUGUGUCUACAGGCAACGUCUGUCUACCUGCGGUCACCUUCUUCCACCACACUAAACCACACAUGUAUCUACAGAGCCUUCAGAAUGUACUCACACAGCCUUGACUUAUUCCACAUUUUGUUGUGUUACAGACUGAAUUUCACAAUGGGUUAAAUACACCAUCCAAAGUGUAAUGAAUAAUUUCACCAUGUUCAAAGGGAUACUCAUUGUCUGUCUAUUCACCCCAUCGACCAAUAGCUGCCCUUCUUUGUGAAACAUUGGAAAACCUGUCCAUGGUGUUUGUGGUCUAAUCUGUGUUUAAACCUCCCUGGUCUAAUCUGUGUUUAAACCUCCCUGGUCUAAUCUGUGUUUAAACCUCCCUGGUCUAAUCUGUGUUUAAACCUCCCUGGUCUAAUCUGUGUUUAAACCUCCCUGGUCUAAUCUGUGUUUAAACCUCCCUGGUCUAAUCUGUGUUUAAACGUCCCUGGUCUAAUCUGUGUUUAAACCUCCCUGGUCUAAUCUGUGUUUAAACCUCCCUGGUCUAAUCUGUGUUUAAACCUCCCUGGUCUAAUCUGUGUUUGAAAUUCACUGCUCGACUGAGGGACCUUACAGAUAACUAACUGUAUGUGUGGGGUACAGAGAUGAGGUAGUCAUUCAAAAAAUCACGUUAAACACUAUUAUUGCACACAGAAUUAGUUCCUUUUUUAAAAAAUUAAUUAGCAAAAAUGUCAAAAAAUAUUAUUCCACUUUAACAUUAUGGGGCGUUUGGUGAAGGUGACACAACAUCCUCAAUGUGAUCUAAAACUCUGGACCUUGAAGCCAGUCCCACUGCAUUGUUCAGUGUUUGUCUCUAAUCAGGGACUGGUUUAGACCUGGGACACCAGGUGGGUGAUUCCCCUCUAAUCAGGGACUGGUUUAGACCUGGGACACCAGGUGGGUGAUUCCCCUCUAAUCAGGGACUGGUUUAGACCUGGGACACCAGGUGGGUGAUUCCCCUCUAAUCAGGGACUGGUUUAGACCUGGGACACCAGGUGGGUGAUUCCCCUCUAAUCAGGGACUGGUUUAGACCUGGGACACCAGGUGGGUGAUUCCCCUCUAAUCAGGGACUGGUUUAGACCUGGGACACCAGGUGGGUGAUUCCCCUCUAAUCGGGGACUGGUUUAGACCUGGGACACCAGGUGGGUGAUUCCCCUCUAAUCAGGGACUGGUUUAGACCUGGGACACCAGGUGGGUGAUUCCCCUCUAAUCGGGGACUGGUUUAGACCUGGGACACCAGGUGGGUGAUUCCCCUCUAAUCGGGGACUGGUUUAGACCUGGGACACCAGGUGGGUGAUUCCCCUCUAAUCAGGGACUGGUUUAGACCUGGGACACCAGGUGGGUGUAAUUAAUUGUCUGUAGAACAGAAACCCAGCAGGCUUCGGACCUCGUAGUGUAAGAAUUGAAUAGCCCUGCUGUAACAACAAAAUGUGGAGUAUUUCAAGGGGCAUGGAUACAGUGCUUUCUACUCUAAAGGCACUGUAUCUCUGAACAUGGCAACUAUAAUACAUUUAACUUGCUCUCUGAAUAGUUUAAAAUCUUUACUUUGUCCUAUAAACAUGUCUCUUGAUUUGUAUUUAAAUGAUUUAAUACUUUCUUUGUUCAAGCUAAUCUAAUGUGUGUUUUCUGUUUGACCUCCAGUGUGUAUGAAGGAAUUCAAUAAAACUGUUGGAGGAAGCAA